Molecule: messenger RNA, 1795 nt
Organism: Quercus robur (English oak)
Lineage: Eukaryota; Viridiplantae; Streptophyta; Magnoliopsida; Fagales; Fagaceae
Product: probable inactive purple acid phosphatase 29
Exons: 4
Coding region: 301-1479 (392 amino acids)
Cellular component (GO): cytoplasm
Molecular function (GO): hydrolase activity, acting on ester bonds
Source: RefSeq, a predicted model, not a curated record
UUUCCCAUUUGAGCACGACAUUAUUAUAAAAAGGACGAGAAAAAAAUAUGAUGAUGAGGCUUCAUGGUUCAUCAUCCAUCAUUCAUCAUUCAUCAUUCGUCAUUCAGCAACAUACCCAUCAAUGGUCAUUAGCUAAAAUCAGCUAACCCAUUCAGAAAUCUGACACCACCGACUCACAUACAUAGUUAAAGCCCCAGCAGAGCAUUUAGCUCGGGGUUUUAAAAACAAAAAGACAAAAGACAAAAGAAAAAGAAAAAAAGAAGUGCUUCUGGGCUUUUUUUAUUAUUGAGGGUAUCAUCAAUGAAGAGCAAUAACGGGAAGAAAAUGAAAGUGGGUGGUUCAAAUUUCUUCGUGGAGGUAGCUCUGCUGUGUCUCAUUUUGUUUCCGAUCUAUGGCUUGGCUGAGAGGCCGCUACGGUUUGGGAAAGGUGGGAGCUUUAAGAUACUGCAAGUAGCGGAUAUGCAUUAUGGGGAUGGAAAGACCACGCCUUGUGAGGAUGUGUUUCCGUCCCAAAUGGCUACUUGCUCUGACCUCAACACCACUGCCUUUAUAAAACGCAUGAUUCUUGCUGAGAAGCCCGAUCUUAUUGUUUUCACGGGGGAUAAUAUCUUUGGGUACGAUGUCACAGAUGCAGCUAAGUCUUUGGAAGCUGCAUUUGCACCAGCAAUCGCAUCCAACAUCCCAUGGGCUGCAGUUUUGGGAAACCAUGAUCAGGAAUCUGCACUCUCAAGGGAAGGGGUAAUGAAACAUAUAGUUAAGUUAAAGAACACACUGUCUCUAGUUAAUCCUGUGGAAGUCCAUGUUAUUGAUGGUUUUGGAAACUAUAACCUGGAAGUUGGUGGAGUUAAGGGCUCUAGCUUUGAAAACAAGUCAGUUCUUAAUCUCUACUUCCUUGACAGUGGCGAUUACUCCACCAUUCCCUCCAUCCCUGGCUAUGGUUGGAUCAAACCUUCUCAACAAUUUUGGUUUGAACGCACUUCUAAAAGGCUUCAGAGAGCAUACAUGGCCAAGCCAGAGGCCCAAAAAGGACCUGCACCUGGGAUUGCAUACUUUCACAUCCCUUUGCCAGAAUUUUCAAGUUUUGACUCAACAAACUUCACUGGUGUGAAACAGGAAGGCAUUAGCUCUGCUUCUGUGAACUCUGGCUUCUUCACAACAAUGGUUUCUGCAGGAGAUGUGAAGGCUGUUUUCACCGGCCAUGAUCACCUCAACGACUUCUGCGGUGAACUAACGGGAAUACAACUCUGUUAUGCUGGGGGAUUUGGAUACCAUGCUUAUGGGAAGGCUGGAUGGGCAAGGAGAGCAAGAGUGGUGGUAGUGAAUUUGGAGAAAAUGGAAAAGGGUGGUUGGGGAGCAGUCAAGUCAAUCAAAACAUGGAAGCGCCUUGAUGAUCAGCAUCUCACUGCUAUUGAUGGUCACGUCCUUUGGAGCAAGAGUUCUGCUGGUACCCGUAGAAAGAAACAAAUCGGUGGCACAUGAGUAAUGGGCAUAUGAAAAACAAUUUUGAUAUACAAGCUUAUGGCUAAUAAAUUGGCUGAGGGAGAAAUUUAUCGAACUGGUUUGAUGGUAAUAUUUUCAAGAUUGUUGUACAAUAGCUUGUAAGAUUCUGUCUGCCCUGCGUCUCUUGAGAAUUACUGAAAAUUAUAGGGUGUAAUUUACAAGACGUGGAAAAUAAUGUUAUGAUGUAUUCAAAUGCCAUGUAAUUCAAAUUAUUGAAAAUUAUAGGAUGUAAUUUACAAGACAUGGAAAAUAAUGUUAUGAAGUAUUCAAUGCCAUGUAAUUCUGUGUUUGAAAA